AAAAUGAGCCUGAAAACACCAAGGCGCCCAAAGCAAAACGGUGAGCUCGAUGGCGACACCCCGUGCGUGCGCGGGUUGGGCGAGAGCGUGCGCACUGGCACUGCUGUUUGCUGGCUGCAAAGGCUAAUUCGGGGUGACCAUGCGCGGAGUGAAGGGCGGCGAUCCGCUGAUUGAGGGGUUUUGAGGUCGGUAAAACCGAGUCCUGUUUACGAUAGAUCCCGACCAUCAUUCGGAGAACCUAUGCUACAGCAUGAUCAAAAUGUACCCGAAUACGGAGUUUGUAUUGCGGCAAAUUGCUGGAAACAGCAAAAAGGACAACUCAAGUCGCAGUCGUAGGUCGUCGAGACAUGGCUGCGCUCCGCUUCCUGCAUCGUUAUUCGCUUGGCAAAUAAAUUUGUUAGCUCAAGGAGGCCGUAUCGUCGUCGUGGCAGCUUCAACUUCACAGAGCGCGAGGCAAAUCGCCCGGGUUGUACGCACUUCUAAAUGUCUGGGUUGCAUGUGUGUGGUUCGACACGAUAGUGGUCGUCCUAAAGUGGUCGUUUUAAACCCACGCAGACUUGAUUUUUCAGUAAGAGCUUAUCUGGGUUCGCUUGCCACUGCAAUGCCCGUAAUACCGCUAUCGAUAUACCUGCAACUAAGCAUCGACUCGCAUGGCCAUCGCGAUGACGGCCAACUAAGACUGAGACGGCCGUAGCCACGAGGACACGACGCACGAACACGCUAGCCAAGCUCCCGGCCGCUGCGAACGAACGGCGGAGUGCCAUUUGGCGGGGCCAUCGCGGGCAAUGCGUGGCGUGAGUCCUGCCGCGUCAACUCAGCAACGACACAGUGCCGCCGGCUCUGAUGGCACGACAAUACCAUCUGCCGCUGGCGUCGGAGCUCGGGUCGAGCGCUGUUGGCGGCACGGGUGCCAGCUGGGUCGGAGCACGUCGACAAGAAAAGCUGGUGCAUUGGAAUAUGACACAGAUGCGACUACGCUCCAGCUCGGCGCCCCACCGAGAUAUUUGACGCCUUCCGCCUGGAAUAGCCUACUAGACAGCAUUUGUUGCCUUUUAAUCCCAGAAUACAGGUUUUGCGACGUUUGAAAGUC
This is a messenger RNA of Phytophthora nicotianae INRA-310, 1090 nucleotides long. RefSeq lists its product as hypothetical. The transcript has a single exon. The record is from RefSeq and is a predicted model, not a curated record. NCBI's taxonomy places the organism in Eukaryota, Oomycota, Peronosporomycetes, Peronosporales, Peronosporaceae. The coding region runs from base 251 to 694 and encodes 147 amino acids.